This is a messenger RNA of Acanthopagrus latus (yellowfin seabream), 2592 nucleotides long. Its product is annotated as leucine-rich repeat-containing protein 74A. The coding region runs from base 545 to 2473 and encodes 642 amino acids. The record is from RefSeq and is a predicted model, not a curated record. Gene Ontology annotation, molecular function: calcium ion binding; protein binding. The transcript has 13 exons. NCBI's taxonomy places the organism in Eukaryota, Metazoa, Chordata, Actinopteri, Spariformes, Sparidae.
UUUUACUCCAAACUAUACGAUAACACACAGCCUAUAUCAUGCUGUACUCACAGUUUUGAUUGGAUUCAGGUUCAGGCAACUUUAUUAAUCCCACAUAUUGCCUCGCGGACGUACUAGAACAAAUAAUAAAAGCAAAUAAGACAUGCCAAAGCAUCCAGUGGAUUAAAGUGAUCUUACAAGAAAUAGAAGAUGGUUAAUGGUUUGAUCAUCAAUUCAUGAAAUAGAAUAAAAACAAAACAAUUACAAACGUCUGCAGAUAAAUUAAAGGCAAUUUGCAGAGCAGGUAGUUUUAAUGGCAGGUAUAACAUAACUGCGCCCUGAGGGUAACCGAGAGUUACCACACUGAGGCAUACAUUGUUAAUGUCACUACACAUGACACGUUACCUGAUGGGUAGAAUUACCUGGUGACCAGCACAGGCCUAUUUCAUUUCACAGUGCCAGCCCUGUACAGAAUGCACAGGAAUGAAUGAACCUCGAAGAAUGUUUUCCCUCUGCAUCGGGGAAAUGGUUUUGAGGAGGACAUAGGCUCUGACAGCAGGAAGCAAUGUCGACACUGUCCUUUGAGUCCCUCUGCUUGAAAGAUGAGGAUUGUCCAUCCCCGACUCGACCCCAGGGUGUGGAGGAUGAGUUUGACACAGACUUGGAGUCAGAUGAGAAAGAGGAGAGCAACCAGGAGACGUCCAUAUCUGAACUCUACCUGCAGGCCUGUAAGCUGGUGGAUGUGGUGCCGGUCUCCUGCUUUAUACGGAACCUUGACUCUCCAACCAUGACCCUCAGCCACCAUGGGCUUGGACCUUUAGGUAGCAAGGCACUUGCAAUUGCUUUAGUGUCUGAUAUGCAUAUCAACACUCUGGAGCUGGCAGACAAUCACAUUCAGGCCGAGGGAGCUAAAUACCUGAUGGAGAUGCUGAGGGCUAAUUUCACCAUACAGCACUUGAAUUUGUCCAACAACUAUCUGCUGUCUGCUGGAGCUGAGUGUGUGGCUAAAAUCUUACUGGACAACAUUUCAUUAAAAUCGAUGAAACUUUCAGGAAAUGGAUUCACCGACGAGGAUGCUAAAUAUUUUGCAGAUGCCUUGUCUACCAAUUCCAGAAUAAAGGAACUGGACCUGAGCCAUAAUGAGUUUUGUGGGAAAGGAGGGGCACAUUUGGGACAGCUGCUGGCAAACAACGAGGGUCUUGAGGUGCUGGAUCUCAGCUGGAACCAUAUUAGAAUGAAAGGGGCUGUGGCUUUUUGUGCUGGACUUAAGGUGAAUAUGAUGUUAAAACACCUCGACCUAUCGUGGAACGGUUUUGGGAAUGAGGGUGCCCUGGCCAUGGGAGAGGCCCUGAAGUUCAACAACACUCUGGUGCACCUCAAUCUCAACAACAACCGGCUCACCAACGAGGGCGUCGGCAUGCUGUGCAGGGGGCUUGAGUUCAAUGACACUCUCCGUGUCCUGCUGCUGGCUUACAACUCUUUAACAGUAGAGGGAGCGCUGGCCCUGGUUAACGUGGUAAAGAACACACACAGAUGUGCCUUGGAGGAGAUCAACAUAUGUAAUGUGCUGGUAAAUGAGAAUUUCGUGCAUCUGCUGGAGGUGACGUGUCAGGAGCAUCCCAGUUUGGAUGUACAGUAUGGAGGAGUGGGAGGCUUCAUCGCCAAGAAGCCGCCCAAACGCGUUGAUCCAAUGAAAGUCAUCCAGGACUAUUUGGAUCAGCGCAAGCUGCGACUCUGGGAUUUCUUUCGGAAUAUUGACAAAGACGGCACCAUGCGAGUCCCUGUUGCUGACUUCAGGAAAGCAGUGCAGCAAUCAAGUAUUCCUCUGGAUCGAUACCAGAUUGAGGAGCUGAUUCAGAGACUCGAUCGUGACAGGACAGGAAUGGUAGACUACAGGGGACUGGCAGAUACAAGAAAGCAGAUGAUGAGGGAUCACCGCCGCCAGCUGAGGAAGGUUGAGUCCCGUCAGAAAAAAGAGAAGCAGAAGAGCGACCGCAUCCUCAAGACCUUCCAGAGUGCAGUCGAGGCCGUAACACCACACAGCUCCUUGGUCAUAUCCCCUGGAGUUGCCAAAGAGGAUUCAGGCGGACCUCAGCCAUUCUCUGCCACUCCUCUCAGUUCUUGGCACCACAUUGUCAUGUCCAACAGCAGUCGCUAUUCUGUCACCAAUCUGAGCAGCGAGCACGUCCACCUGCCCAUGUUAGGAGGCACCAGGUCCUACCGGCCCACCAGUUCCCCGGCUAUGCGCUCGUACUCGCAGCCAAACCUCCUGGAUGACUCCCCUCGCUCUCCUCCGGGCAAGUCCAUCUCUGCCCAGGGUGUGCGCUCCAAUCCGGAGAUGGGCCACAGCAAGCUGAGCCCCACUGCAAACCACCUGACCAGGUCCAGGCCUGCGCUUAAUGCCAAGCAGCCAGAGGUUAAAGCCAAAACCAAGAAAGUGAAGAGGAAGAAAACGAUGAAACGUGUCGAUAAAGGCUCAAAGAAGAAGAACUGAAGGAGAACUGUCAAACGAUUGUCAAAACCUGUGUAAUGUUAGGAAAUGUUUUUCUUUUUGCUUGACACUGUUGGGUGUGACACACAAUCACUAAUUGAAAUAAAGAUUUUAAGCAUUUA